Molecule: messenger RNA, 2665 nt
Organism: Carassius gibelio (silver crucian carp)
Lineage: Eukaryota; Metazoa; Chordata; Actinopteri; Cypriniformes; Cyprinidae
Exons: 7
Coding region: 29-2665 (878 amino acids)
Source: RefSeq, a predicted model, not a curated record
GCCAGGAUCACACCCAGUAAGACACCUCAUGAAUAUGGUCUCCUUAUGGCGCUAUCCACCUCAGCCUGAGCUUAUAGAGACAAACACUGGCCUUCCAUCACCCAAAUACUUCCAACUCCAUCCCUUUUUCAUUUGGAAACCUGAGCACAGUAUAAUGGAAAGGCUUAGGAACAAUUACAUCCUGCCUUGUCUUUACAGAUGUCAAAAUCCAAACGUUGUGUCCUCUGGUGUGGGAAGGCCCAGAGUGAUCCUUGGUAUUACUGGGCAAUUUUACAUCCUUGCUUCACGUCUGUGUUGUAAGGCAUGCAAAAGAUACUGGUUUGCUGAUAAACCUCAGUGGCCGGACAUUCUACCACAGCGAUUCAGAAACAUCUUGCCAGCCUUCCUCACCCAUAAGAAGGCAAUCUGUAAAACAGUGAUGGAUGAACUGAGGCGCUCUGGAAAAUCCCCUAAUGACAUGGCCAACCAGCUGUCUGAGGUGCUUCACCUUAAAUUUGAAAGAGCACAUCUGGCUUACCUUCUCAGUGUGCAGAAUGUCAGGGAUGCUGAAGCAGGGCUGUAUGGUCAGAAAACCAUCACUGGGGCACUGAGGAAGGAUGACACACCUGCACCGUUUGGGGAUUACGGAGACACUGAUGGGUGGAAUGGGGUGUAUGUCUCUGCACACUAUUUAAUAGAGUGCCUCCUUCAUGAAUAUCAGCGGCAAGAAGCAGCUCUCACUCAGCUCCUACAAGGCACUUUUGGACAGGUGUUCAGGUCAGAUCACACACGCAAAGUUGCUAGAAAAGUGACCCUCUUAUCUGGCACGAUGUCAUCCUAUGCUGUGAUGAAUGAGAACUGGAUGAUUCUGUCCCGGGUGAUGCUGCAGAGUGAAAGUGAGCAGUCAUCGGAGUCAAUGUACUGUGGGCUAUCAAAUCGCUACAGUGCUGCUGGUAUUCCCAAGGCCAAGUACCAGUGGGUGGACAGGGACUGCUGUGCCGCUUUCAGAGUGAUGGACCCAGGACCUUAUGAGCACCAGCAGUGGGAAGCCUGGAGGACCACAGAAGCUACUGUGGCAGAGGUUACAUCAGGAAACCUCAAGAAUUUACAUGCCGCUUGCAGGAAGUUCAACGAGGACAUGGUUGUUAAACUGGACUUGUUUCACUGUAUGCGGCGGUUCACCAGGGAGUGUGUUUCGGAGCACCAUCCUCUGUAUGGCUCUUUCUGCCAGUUCAUCUCUUCUGCCUUCUCUGUAGUUGAUCAGGGUGACCUGGAGAAACUGAAGAACGCAUACAGAUUCUGUGGUAUCGAGCCUGCUAAUCCCACCAAGCUGCACAUCAGAGAGCAUUGUAGGACAAAAGUGCCACAUCCCAGAGAGCUGGUUCAAAGGGUGGAAGAAGUGUUACACCAUUUCUAUCUGGCAAAGGAUCCCAACAACAUCUUCAUUUUCAAACCCUCAAUGUUAAAAUUAUGGUGGAUUCAGCGUAUCCACAUCCUUAGAGGCUGCCUGAGUGAUCCUGAGGUGGAGGAAGGAAUCCUCUACAUAUAUGGUGGAACCCUACAGCUGAAUCAUGUCAAGGGUGAUGGAGCUGCUGUGCCCAUUUGGAUCCCUGUGAGAGGCACUUCACAGCAGGAGGGGUUUCAUUUCCACCAGGCUCAGUGGGUAACGGGCAAUCGUGUCUCUACUGAGUUGUUCCAGGCACAGGGUAAGACUGGUGUGGCACGCUGGAAUUAUCAGUGGCUGGUGGACCUGAAGCAGCCUGGGGUUGUCUUACCUGGAGUGUUUGACCCUGUUUUGAUGAUAGAGUUAAACAGGGCAUCUAUAAAAGUGACAGGGCAACCCAAAUAUCCAGCCUUGCACAUCUCCAGCAGGGACACAGGAGAGAGGUUGGGCCUGCAAUAUGUGGAGCCAGGUUGUCGACCUGUGCCUCUUGACUUUGACAAGCACAAAAGCAGGAAGACAGACCUAGGAGAUUUGGAGAUGCAAGAGGAGUCUUCAUCUGGCGUUCCGUUCUCAUUCCCAUCUCAGGAAUGCUUAAAGGAUACCUCUUCUGCUGAGACCCCUCUUGCUGCAGAACCAGAGGCUACCUCACAGGCUGUCAUUUUUCACCAGUUUCCUACACCAAGUGCUGUGACAGUGAAGGAACAAACAUCAGAGGAGUGUCUUUUAGUUGGAGAACUCCCAAGCACAUCACCACUGCCUGUAGCUGCUUCUCCCUGUUCUGCUCGCACUGGACCUAUUAAGACCGGUGGGCGAGUUUUUGUGUUAAACCAUAAUAGAUGGACGGAUCCAAUGAGAAAUAUCAUUAAUGUACUGGCACCUGCCCCAGUCAAUCCACCUGCAAAGGCUGUUCCUGAGGCUGUCCCUCUGGACCAGACAGCAUUCGAGAAGAUGGUGAAGGACAUCAUAGAGAAGCAGCAGGCAGUUCAGCAGCAACAACAAUUGCAGCGGGAACUGGAGGCCUCUAAGCAGAGAGGGACAGAAAGGAAGAGGGUCACUGAUGAGAGAAGCAAGCGAAAGUCAGCAGUGGAGCAUCCUACUGGUCGUCUGUGCAGAUUCUGCCACCUGCCACUGAAACAAGGACCCAACAGUCCUCAUAUUCACACUAGUUUACCUGGAGUGGCAGGCUCAGGGAAUGAGAGCAGAAAUGCCAUGGAGAGACUUUCAGCAGUCUCCAUUCUAUGA